CCUGCACCCCCCCCCCCCCGGCAGCCGCCUUCCCCCUCCUCUGACCUCGCCGCCGCCGGCCGAGCCCACCCGAGCGGAGAGAAGGAUGGGUAGCGGCGGGGAUGAGGCCUCGCGAACAGUCCCGCCGCUGGCGCUGGGGGGCACCCGGGAGGAGCUGCCGUUCGUGAAGGAGACGGUGCUGAAGAAGCGCAAGGAGAACGCGGACUGGGCGAUCCGGAACCGGGAGCGCAAGGCGGAGAAGCGCCUGCGCAUCCGCGAGGAGAACAAGGUCAUCGUCAAGCGGCCGGAGGAGUUCGUCACGGCGUUCCGGAACAAGGAGCGCGACUUCCUGCGGAUGAGGACCCGCCUCAAGGUCCGCAAGCAGCCGCCCGCCGAGUUGCUCAGCUCGAAGCUCAUCUUUGCGAUCCGCAUCCCGGGCUCUGUGGACUUGCAUCCGCACAUCAGAAAGAUCUUGAGGAAGCUACGGAUGACGAAGGUCCUCACCGGCGUGUUUCUGAAGGCCACCGAGUUGACGCUCAAGAGGCUUCUCGUGGUUGAACCGUUCGUCACCUACGGGUUCCCGAACUUGAAGAAUGUGAAAGAGCUUAUUUACAAGAAGGGCCGUGGGUUCUUGGACAAGGAACCUUUCCCUCUUACCAGCAACGAUCUAAUUGAGAAGGCUCUUGGAUCUCACGGCAUCAUAUGCUUGGAAGACCUUGUGCAUGAAAUUGCCACUGUUGGGCCACACUUCCGGGACGCGUCAAAGUUCCUCAUGCCCUUCAAGCUCAAGUGUCCAGAGAGGAGGCUGCAGAUGAAGAAGAAGCCCUACAAGGAUGGUGGUGACUCAGGCGACCGAGGCGACAAAAUCAACGAACUAAUUGAGAAGUUGAACUAAAACGGAGCUUGUUUCAAGUUGUCGUUUGCGAAUGAGUGAUGGAUUUGUUAUCUUAUCAGUUUUGUACUAGCAUAGCUGGAUGUACCGUUAACUUUGCAACGUUAUCUGAAUUCGUGCCAUCAGAUCGUGAAAUAGCAGAAGCUGCUUUCAUCGUCC
Panicum hallii is the source of this 1030-nucleotide messenger RNA. RefSeq names its product 60S ribosomal protein L7-2-like. The record is from RefSeq and is a predicted model, not a curated record. The coding region runs from base 86 to 874 and encodes 262 amino acids. Gene Ontology annotation, molecular function: structural constituent of ribosome; RNA binding. NCBI's taxonomy places the organism in Eukaryota, Viridiplantae, Streptophyta, Magnoliopsida, Poales, Poaceae. Gene Ontology annotation, biological process: maturation of LSU-rRNA from tricistronic rRNA transcript (SSU-rRNA, 5.8S rRNA, LSU-rRNA). Gene Ontology annotation, cellular component: cytosolic large ribosomal subunit. The transcript is spliced from 4 exons.